Messenger RNA from Penaeus vannamei (Pacific white shrimp), 6627 nucleotides. It is a transcript of the gene Impbeta11, whose product is annotated as importin beta11. Gene Ontology annotation, molecular function: small GTPase binding. NCBI's taxonomy places the organism in Eukaryota, Metazoa, Arthropoda, Malacostraca, Decapoda, Penaeidae. The record is from RefSeq and is a predicted model, not a curated record. Gene Ontology annotation, cellular component: nuclear envelope; cytosol. Gene Ontology annotation, biological process: protein import into nucleus.
AACCAGAACUAAAGACCAACCACAGAGCAUUAUGAGUGGGGGAAAGGAACUGGUGCUAGACACCCUGAGGAGGGCAACAAGUCAGGACGCUGCAACCCUCAAACCUGCUGAACAGCAGCUACAGGAAUGGGAGACAGAACCCGGGUUUUAUUCAACUUUAGUCGAGAUCUUUUCGGAACACAGCUUAGAAGUGAAUGUCCGAUGGUUAGCUGUGUUGUAUUUCAAGAAUGGCGUUGAUAGAUAUUGGAGGAAAACGGCUCCCAAAGCAAUUACAGAAGAAGAAAAGGCUCGCAUAAGAUGUGGGCUUUUACACAACCUUCGAGAACCUGUGCCGCAAGUUGCCACACAGCUGGCAGUUCUCAUAGCCAAGAUUGCCAGGGUGGAUUGUCCAAGAGAGUGGCCAGACCUGCUGCCUGCACUCUUUGAAGCAGUUAAAAGUUCCGACCAGUUGGUGCAGCACAGAACGCUUCUCACUCUGCAUCAUGUUAUUAAGCAACUUGCAUCCAAAAGGCUAGCAGCUGAUAGAAGGACGUUUCAGGAGCUGACAAGCCAGAUGUUUACAUUCCUGCUAGAGUUAUGGAGAUCAGAGACAGAGGCUUUCCUUGUGGCUUCCGGGCAGAACAAUGAGGUCAUGGUCCCCUGCUUGGAGCGGUCACACCUAUCUCUGAAAAUUCUUCGGAAAUUACUUAUCCAUGGGUUUAAGAAGCCUCAUGAGAAUCCAGAUGCUACCAUGUUUGUAGAAGCAGUAUUUGAUCGUAUCAAAGUGAUGCUUGACUUCAGGAAACAGCACGAAAAUAAUGAACAUAUAAAGACUAUUGGCGGGAAAUACGUGGUUCUCCUAACCAAAGUGUUAUUGGAUAUGCUAGAAAAUUACCCCUUUUCCUAUCUCCAGUUUAUAAAGCCAAGUUUAGACCUAACGACGUACUAUGUGUUCACACCAGCUGGGGAGGGACUGAUCUUCGAACGAUUUACUGUCCAGUGCCUGAACCUGAUCAAGACCAUCUUGCUGUGCCCAGAGUACAAGCCAUGCAAGGUCAUUGAAGACACCAAGGACCCACAGACACUGGAGGCAUUCAGGAUCAAGUCUGAGUUCUUCACCAACACUGUGUUGGCAGAGAUGUGCCACAAACUUAUCUCACACUACUUCCUUCUGACACAGGAUGACUUGGAGGCCUGGGAUUCUGACCCGGAAGGUUUUUGCAUGGAGGUGGAGGGAGGGGAGUCCUGGAAGUACAGCUUGAGGCCCUGCACAGAGACCUUAUUUGUAUCCUUGUUCCAUGAGUAUAGAAGCGCACUCACGGCUGUGCUGAUGGACAUGGUCCGGUCUUCCCACAAGCCCGUUGAGCCGAGUGACUACCAUGGGAUCCUCCAAAAGGAUGCUGUGUAUAAUGCAGUGGGCUUGGCGGCUUUUGAGCUAUUUGAUGACAUCGACUUUGACCAGUGGUUCACCUCCUCACUCAUCAACGAACUCAAGGUCAAAGACUCCAACUACCGCAUCAUCCGGCGCCGUGUCAUCUGGCUCAUUGGCCAGUGGACCAGUGUCAAGUUCUCGCCUGAGCACCGGCCCACUUUGUAUGAGGCCUGCAUCCACCUCCUGUCAUCCGAGGAAGACUUUGUGGUCCGCCUCAGCGCAGCCAUGACUCUGAAGCAUUCUGUAGAUGACUUUGAGUUCGACCCUGAAAAGUUCAUGCCAUACCUCCCAACUAUUUUUGGGCUCUUGUUCAACCUUCUCAAAGAGGCACAUGAAUGUGAUACCAAAAUGCAGGUCCUUCAUGUAAUGUCCUUCAUGAUUGAGGUUGUUGGUGUUGGCAUCCAGCCACACGCAGCCCCCUUAGCCCAGUACCUCCCAGGGCUUUGGGAUGAAUCUGCCGACCACAACAUGCUUCGAUGUGCCAUUCUCACCACACUUGUACAUAUGGUUACUGGAUUAAUGCGUGAAAGUGAAGGCCUGCAUGAAUUCUUGAUCAACAUUAUUCGCAUAUCGACUGAUGUCCGGGAAGACUGUCAUGUGUACUUGCUUGAGGAUGGUCUGUUACUUUGGCUGACCACCCUUGAGAAUACAGCAACGCCUCAUGAUGCUCUUCUUCAGUUGUUCGACAACAUGCUACCUCUUAUGGAGAUUUCGUCAGAGAACUUGAGACUUUGCUUGCAGAUCACAACGGCUUACACACUACUCUGCCCUCAGCAGUUCCUUUCAAAGUAUGGAUCCCGGCUGAUUGAAAGCUUCAGUUCAAUGCUGACGGACAUGAAGAGCGAAGGCACUGUCCUGGUCCUGCGAUCAGUGGAGAUGAUAAUGCGCGUCCUGCCAGUGGAGGGGGCCAACCUGGUCCAGCCUCUGAUCCCAGGGUUUGUGAAGGUGGUUGCAGAUGGGGAUCAGUACCCAAUGGUGAUGGGGAUGUAUCUGUCUGUCAUAGCAAGGCUGGUCCUUUAUGCAGAACCCAUCUUCACUUGGGCCAUAAACCAGGUUGCUGGCGACCAAUCCAAGACUCCAGAGGAGGUGUUGGAACGUGUAGUGAGCAUAUGGUCGGACAAGCUGGCCCUGACAUCCCCUGAAGAGCGGCGCAAGCUCUGUGCCUUGGGCUUGGCCUACCUUUGUGGCACUGGCUGGCCCCCAGUUCUCAAGGUGUGGCCACAUGCUGUGACAGCCGUAUCGGAGGUGGUGUUCGAUGUUACCAUGGAGGACUCCACGCAGGACAAGCUGGUUGUUAUAGGGGGCCGGUUAGGGUCACCUGAGCCAUUUGAGCUGGAGACGGAGCAUGUUGUGCGGCGGCAGGCUAUCGCGCAAGAAGAUCCAGUUCACACCAUCUCGCUGCGAGUGUUCCUCGGGCAGCAGAUGAAACGGCUGCAGCAGAGCACCGAUGUGACCACCAUCAUGACGCUGGCACAGGACCUUGAUGACAACUGCCGCAAACUCUUGGAAGAAGUGACUGUGGAGUGAGGAGUGAGUGGAGAGAGGGAGUUGGGAAGUGAGAAGGCUUAGUUUUUAGGCAGCAGGGGUGGGGCUCUCUCUCUACUCUGUCAGGUCACUGCUGUCUUUUGUGUUUGGCUGUCUUUCUUUUGAAUCUUUCUCAUUUUUCUCUUUUUUUCUCUCUCCUCUCUUUUUCAUUCUCUUUGCUUUCUGUCUUUCUCCUUGACUUCCUCUCUGUCUUGUGUUGUGUUUUUCAUGAAUCUGAUUCUCUCACUAAUUAUCCCUUACUUUAAAUCCUCUUAUUCAGUCUUCCAUUCCUCCCUUUCCUUUUUUCCUUCCUUUCUUCUUUUCUCUCCCUCCCCUUCUCUCUCUUUCUAUUUUCCUGUUUUUUCCCUCUCUGUUCAUCUCUCACUUACCCUUUACCAUUUCUUUCUCCUUGAAGAAUCUUUUGCCAAACUUAGGAGUCUAAGAAAGUAUUUGAUAUGAUUGUUGAGCACACAAAUAUUCUUCUGUAAUGUAAAAUGAUGUGUUGCUUUAAUUAUUAUGCAAAUUUGAGGGCACUUGACUUGAUCUGUUUGGGUCAAUGGAGGUGCAGUGAGGGUGUUCUUUUUAAGUGGGUCACACUGGUUGUGAAUCUUCACUGACUGCUGGAAAGAAGAAACAAAUAAAGAAAGAUGUUUAGAUGAGAAAGGAAUUGAAAGAAGCAAACAAUAAAAAUGUUAGCCAAUAAGGACAUAUCUGUACCUAGAAAAUGAAAAUGUUAUAUAUUAUUAUAAGCAGCUGUUAUAUUUUGUACAAAAAGGGAAAGGUUAGUGUUGCAGGAGGGAAAAUGAUGUUAGUCUUUAGGAGGUAUGGUUAUUUAUACACACAUAUGCAUAUAUAUAUAUAUAUGAUGUGUAAAUGUGUGUAUGUUUAGGUGUCUUGGCACACACAUACACUUAAACAGACAGACAGACAGGUACUGACACUGAUAGAGACUUGCAUAUACAUACACAGACACACAAAUACACUCAGAAGCGCAUAUGCGUAUUAUGUUAGUAUGUAUAUCAGGACUUCAAUAAAAAUCCCUUUGACCUUUGUUUGUACAUUUAUGAAACCAGUAAUGAUGUCCCAGUACAUUUAUUAAUAUAAUGUAAAACCCAAAAUUGUUUUGUCAAAGAGCUCAAAAUUACAAUGAAUCAAUUUUGAGACCUGUGAUUCCCAAGCAAGAUGAAUUGAUGAUUGUACUUCAACACUGAGCUGAAGGACGUUAAUUUAUUUUUAUUUAUUUUUUUUUUUUUAUUUUUUUUUAUUAUAUUUUUUUCUAACCAAUUUUGUUAUGUUUAUACAAGACACUAGUCUGAUCAAUAAAAAUGUAAAUGCCGUAAUUACCUCGUAAUAUUAUUAAAGAAUCGCCUUCCAAAGUUAUUGUAAAAUAAUGAACUUGUCAUGCAAUGUACUUUUUGUGAACUGGUCAGAGUCUAUUUUCUCAGUAUGGCAGUUACUGCAUGGAAGAAAAUGGUCAUCAGUAUUGACUUUAGCCUAUUGGGGAAGAAACUAGAAAAGCAGCCAAUAUAUAUGAAAAAACGUAUAUAACAUUGUGGUAGAUUUCAGAAAUAUAUAUAUAUAUAUACUAAUAUGCUGUAUGUAUGUAAAUGUGUAAUGUUAAUAUUUUUUGAUGGAAAUAUGUUCUGGCAGUCCCAUAUACACGCACUGUACAUCUUUGUACAUAUUGGUUUUAGGAGACAAGGAAUAUAUGAAAUAUGAGUUAUGUCCUAAUGAUUCAUAAUAAGAUAAGAAUUUGUAUUAUUUAUAUCACUGUUUUGGCAUGUGAUAUUCAAAGGCAUGAGUAUCCAUUUUCCGAAAAGAAUGUCAGUGUGCAUUAGCUUACUUUGCACAGAGCUAGAUAUUGGUUGUGACCUCUUGUUACUUGGUAAACUCUUUAACAAAAGAUUUUUUCUUGCUAUAAUUUGUACUAAGUUCGUUAUAUGUACUAAGAGAUACUUUUACUUGAAAACCACAUUUCUUUUUUUUUUUUUCUUUUUUUUUUUUUUUUUCAUUGUUUCUGUUUCUCUUUUUUUUAUAAAGCCAAAGUAGACUUUCCAAGCAUUUUAGGUAAUUUAUGGUAUUGAUGCCAGCAGUUUGAAAAAAACAUUUUACUAGAUAUCUGGUGGAUUUUGCUUUCUAGAUAAAUCAGUGGGUUGGUUAUUAUUUUUACUAUUUAUUUACAGUGUGUCCUCUUAAGUUUGAGUAUGUCAUGACUUUCUCUCUCUUUUUGCUUUUUUUUUCAAAUUUUAAAGUCAGGCAAUAUGGGACAAGUUUUUUUUUUUUUUAUCUUUUAUGUGCUUGCAUGUUUGUGAAACUGCGUGUGUGUCUGGUUACAUCAGUUCAUGAAUGAAGUUGAAAUAUGCAUUUUCAAACUCGCCUCCAGAUGUGUGAUACUGAAGCAACAAGACUUUACAAAGUACACUCUGUUAGUAUUCAUUAACAGUUCCUGUAUUAUUACUAUAGCUUUUUUUUUUUAUUACCUUUUUAUUUUUUCUAUUAUGAUUAUGGUUUCAGAUUAUAGACUCAAAUUUAUUGGAAAUUUGAUGUUUUCUUUACAUUUGCAAAGUUGUCUGUAGAGAAACCAAGAUCUUGAGAACGAUAAUAAAUGAAUUAAAAUAAUAAAAAAAUUGUAAUAACAAUGCUGCAGAUUUAAUUGAUUUAUCUUAGCACAACAUUGAAUAUUUUUCAUGUAUAAAAAGUUUUGUGUACCAUAUCCUUGUUCAUUUCUUCACAUCAACUCCAGGACUGUCUUCAGUUAACAUUGCAUUGCAAUAUUUCUUUAUAAACAAAGACAUGUAAUCAAUAUUCAUUAAUAAGAUUUUUUAUUUUAUAUUAACCCACUUACGACAGGUGUCGCACAUAUGAGACACCCGGAAAAGUAAACAUUCCCGGGCAUCCCGCCGGUGCAAUGUUAAAUCAGAGCUUGUGUUCUGAUUUUGUCACCUGAUUUUGAAGCCGCCCGGAAAAUAUUAUUUUCGGCUCGAAAUUGUACCGUCACUAGUGAGUUGAUUAUGAUUAUUUUCAUAUAUAUAUAUUUUUUUUUUUAUCAACGAUUGAUUUACGGUGAUUAAUGAGUUUGGCCUUGCAAGUGAACGUGCACCAGGAUUUCAAAAUUGCAUACUUGUUGAAAGAUUAUUGACCUGAAUAGUGUGUGCAUUAAAGAUUUAUUCACUUUGUGUGUGUGCGGAUUUUCGAAAAUUGAUCACUGAUAUUCCAGCUUUCUCAGAGAAUUCUUUUAGUAAAUGUUGAGAAAUGUAGCACUUGAUUCAUCUACUUUAAUUUACUGGUAUUUAAUUCAUUUAAUUCCAUAUUUUGAGGUAAUUGCAAAUAUUUCUUUGUUCAUUUCAUUCAAAACUAUAUAUGAUGAUAAUACAAAGAAAAGACAACCGAAGUAGGUCUUCUGCCACAUGUACCAAACAUUAUAAUUAAUUGCAGAGGAUCCAACUCAGUUAUUGCAUUAGAGGAUGUGUGUGAGGGAGGGGAAAAAAUCACAGCGAUAUUGGUAUAUUUUGAUAGAAUUAGCUGACGAUAUUAAAAGUGUAUAACUUGUAUUGAAGCAUAACCCAGGCUGAUACGUUAUGUGAUGUGAUACGCUUUGCCAUUUAUUUGCAUCUAAAUGGAUGUAGUUAAUAUAAACAGUAUUUUGGCUGAGGGCCUGAUGUGCAGUUUUCUUCAAUAAAAUGUUGCCAAUU